GUUAGCGUGAAACCACAGCAGCCACCAGAAGCCAAGCACGGGCACCCACUCAUGCAGCUCCCCCAGCUCCAAUUCCAUGGUCACUUAGUCCAGUUCAUCUUGAAAGGAUUGCUGGAGGGCAUUGGUAAGAACGAUAUGAAGAAGUAGAAGAAGCAGCAGAGGACAAGGAAAUGAAAAGAGCAUGAGACUGGUAUUGUGUUGCCUCACCGGGGUCAUCACCACGGGACCACUAAUCGGACGAAGCUGAGGAGGAGGAAUGGAAUUAUUCAUGACCGUCUUGUCUCCUUGAGUUGAUCACUGUCGGCGUGUUUCGAUCAUGUCGAAAGAUAUGGUUGUGAAGCAGAAGCACAGCAGGAGCUCCCAACACUUCAGGGCAAAGGCGAAUAACAGGGUGGAUGACUUGCAAUCCAUGGUUUCAGGAUUGCAGCAGGCCCGGCGAGAGGGUCGCCACAAGGAUGUAUCCUUGUUGGAGGAGCAAAUGCAUCAAAUGUUGAGGGAAUGGAAAGCAGAGCUACGAGAGGCCUCUCCUGCCUGUUCCUUGCUGCAAAUAGUAAGUCCAUGCAAUUCGGAGCUUUCCUCCCACAUGGAGCGGCUAUUACAGUUGCAUGAUGAGGACGACGACGCCACCAGCAAAGCACCCCCAACGCCAGAAGUGAAUGAUCAGCAACCAUACAAUGACUAUCAUCCUCUCAUCUCCUCUUCUGCUCACCUGGAAGCUGAAAUCAUUGAGGCCUAUUUAAGAAUAGAGCAAACGCUUCAGGAGGAUAUUCAAUCUACCUACCUAGUAGCAACAAGUUCGGGACUAUACGACGACGCCUUGCAAUGUUCACCCAGGCCGCAGCAAAACCCUAAGAUCCAUACCAUGUUGGAUCAUUUUACUAUGGCUGCGAUGGUCUCUCCUGUGGCAGCUCACCUGCACCCAAAGUGCGCUCUGUGGGAUUGCCCUAGACCUAGCCGAGGUAGCAAUGAAGUUACUUAUUAUUGCAGUCGUUUCCACGAAGAUCUGGCCCUUAAUGAAGGUGCUCCAGGAAUGUGCCCAGUUGUGAGACCGGGUGGGAUAGACCUCAAAGAUGGUCCUCUCUUUGCAGCUCUCGCAGCACGAGUUAAUGGACAUGCCGUUGGGAUCCCUGAAUUGCAAGGUGCAGCAACGUCGAAGUCUCCUUGGAAUGCAACCGAUCUUUUCGAUGUUGCUGUGUAUCCUAGUGAAACCUUACGAGAGUGGCUAUUUUUUGACAAACCUCGGCGUGCUUUUGAAAGUGGGACACGGAAACAACGAUCGCUUCCUGAUUAUGGAGGACGCGGCUGGCACGAGUCAAGGAAGCAGAUCAUGAAAGAUUUGGGAGGAUUAAAGCGCUCCUAUUACAUGGAUCCUCAACCCGAGGGUCUCAACGAAUGGCACAUGUAUGAAUAUGAACUGUCAGUUUGCACUGAUUGUGCUCUUUACAGACUAGAGCUGAAGCAGGUGGACGUUUCGAGGAAGAGUAGCAAGACCAAAGCUCAAGUGCAGGCUGACUCUUCUGUGGCAUCAUUGCAGCACCAGAUCGGACGUCUCUCUGCAGAUUUGUCCCAGUUUCAGUGUCAGAAUCAUGUGCUUAGCAAUUUAAGAGAAUCACGUGACAACAACCGGGGAAGGGGCAAGGCUUCUCAAAAGAGAGGGAUCAUCAAGAGUCCUGGACCUGGACCGUUGGUUAGUGCUGUCCUGGCAGGCUCUUUCUCCGGGGAGCACACUCCAUUUAAUUACACCGCUGAGCUUCCAUGAUGCUGGUUGGUCAUUGUGGAGCUUUCUCUGAUUUUGUUUUUUAUUUUUAUUUUUUUAAUGGUCCCGGUAGUAAUACAAGAAUCAAUCAAAAGACACAGCAGGUUUUUCAAGGACACAAAUCUUGGCUUCUUCGCAGGUUUUAGGAGGGGUUAUCGUUGCUGAGCACCACACGCCAUGGCAUUAAACCUGCUGUAAUAAUUAGUUUUGCUUCACGGGACCAGACGAGGAUAUAAGCUUCUGCAUCAAUAUCUAGUAUGGAAAAAUUCUGAGGGCUUCACUCUUCACGGGAGAUGUUUAGAGUGGGUGUAGGGUUCAGCUUCACUAAGGAGACUAAAGCAGCGUUUACUUUCCUUGCUAUACGCAAUUUGCACAUGAGAGUGGAGUUUCUUUCUUAGGCUUGUAGACGGGUCCAUCUCGACACUAUAAUAGUCACUUUUCAGAGAACAAAUUUCACAGCCCAACUGAUAACCUUGGCUAGUAGCUUUAGAAACCUGGUAUGAAUAUGAACUGAAGAAAGCUGUUUCAUGAAUUAGACUCUUCCCUUUCAACGUCACAAAAAAUUCCUUCAAAGACUAGCUGUCUUAUUGACUGUCUUCUGCAUACUGCGGAUGUGUUGCUCUUGCUUACUUUUUGAGAAGGUUACAAAGAAUUGACCAGUUUGAAGGGGUCAGAACUCA
Physcomitrium patens is the source of this 2436-nucleotide messenger RNA. Its product is annotated as transcription factor VOZ1. The record is from RefSeq and is a predicted model, not a curated record. NCBI's taxonomy places the organism in Eukaryota, Viridiplantae, Streptophyta, Bryopsida, Funariales, Funariaceae. Gene Ontology annotation, biological process: regulation of DNA-templated transcription; positive regulation of long-day photoperiodism, flowering.